Molecule: messenger RNA, 4311 nt
Organism: Pocillopora meandrina
Lineage: Eukaryota; Metazoa; Cnidaria; Anthozoa; Scleractinia; Pocilloporidae
Source: the annotation of a GenBank genome assembly
AUGACGCAGGAUUCUAUCAAGGCAUUUGUUCGAGAAAAUUUCGGCAAAGACUACCUCCCAGUCUAUCACGGCCAUACAAACAUUAUCUCGCCACUUGCGCUGAUUGUUAAACGAAAGCGGUCGUUGUGGAAGCGCCCCUUUGGUAAAGGAGAAAUGGUCAUUGUUGGUGGAUUGCACAGAUAUCUUACUGAAGAGAAGGAGAAACACUUUAAAAACUACUGCCGGUCAAAACUUAUGAAAGAAAACAGGAAUUUGGAAAAAACAGAAACGAGUGAUGUCAGCAGGUCAGAGUUAUCAUUCUUUCAAUAAACUCUUUAUAAGUACUGCUCAUGCCCCGUACGGCUUGUUCAGUUUCCGACUGUGCUGUGCACUUCCGCUAAACAGGGGCCAUAAACGGUUAUUGGGACACGCAGUAAAUCAAGCCUUAUCUUUGCUCUCGCCUCAAAAUGUUAAGUUUGCCUUUAGGAAAAAUUCCUUGUCAUGCAACAAACUACGAGCCCUUUCGCGCAAAUCUGAGUUUAGAGUAAAGCUUGAAUGGUCAUUGGGGACUGGGGAUCUAGGACCAAGUACUGUGUACUAGUACUGUGGAAUAGGAAGAGGUAUGUGGAAAAUAUGGAGUGGAGUGUGGGAAAUGGGGAAUGAAGAGUGAAGAUUACGGAAUGGAAAAUGAGACAUAAGUAUGGCGAAAUGGGAAAGAAAUUGGAAAAGGGAAAAUGAUGAGGAUUGAAGAGUGAGGAAAAGCGAAAAAGAAAAUUGAGAAUGAUCAAUGAAGCUAACAUUUUAAGAUUUUUACAGCUCCACUAAGUACUAAGUGAAAUUUUCAUCGAACUGAAAAUAACUGAUACAUUGACAGGAAUCUUGAUAUUUCGCUUGAAAGCUUGGACGCUGGGGGACUGGAACUAAAGUUAACCGACAUUCUGGGGGACCUGGAGCUUGGCAAGCUUACAGAAGAGUAUUACGUGGACGUAGAUUUGCGCGAAUUGUUGUCACACGCUGUGUUAGAUCCUGAUAAGAUGACACCAUUAGAGGGUCACCAUUUGCGUCUUGUAACAGCUGUGAUGUAUAGCGCCAAGUUUUUUCUUAGAGGCAACCGAAAGCAUCAGGUAUAGUUUUUCGUAUCAGUGCAGGUUCUCGUUCAAUAGAGAAUCGGUUCAUAAGCUUUUUUUGGUUAUUAGAGGUUUUUCAAAAGGUAAAACAUGGCAUACAGGGUGGCCCUGAUGGUUAGUUCGCUGUACCCUGCGUCGAGAGGUCUGGGUUCGGAGUACGGAGUAAGUCAUUGUAUUCUGUUCUUGAGUAACAGACUUAACUCUCUCUUCUACUGCUACUCUCCACUCACGAGUACAAGUGGAUGACGACAAACCGUCGGUGAAACGUCACGAAAUUCUUGGAGAGGGGGGAUAACCAGCAAGCCUCCCAGAGGUUGUAAUAAUACCCCAAAUUGCUUCGAUAAGCUCUAGCUAGCGGCCACGCAUUGCACUCAAAAGCAGAAUUUAUUUUACUUAAAGAAAACAACGUAAUCUGAAAAGGAUUCUCAGAAUAUAGCCAAUAAGGUAGGAAUCUACUCUUAGAUUAAGGAUGUUCGAGGUGGGACAAUCUUCGUGGAAAGUGGCUGAUUUUAGCGAGUACAAAUACCUCUAAGAAAAAACCUUUAUUAAAGCGAGCGGCCCACUUACGAAUUCAACAAACUGCUUGUACCAUGUUUAUGAUGGUCAGUUACGAACGACAGGAUACACUCGAAUACAAAGAUGAGAAAAACUACUGAUGCAUGUAAACUCAUUUCAAUAGUACAUUGCGAUAUCGAGGUCUCAUUCUACCUGGCAUUAUUUCAAAUUUUCCUCUUUCAGGCAACAGUUUCAGGAGAUGUCCACACACCCUCCAAGCUAGCCUGGUUAUUAGGGAAAGAUUCCUUAGUAAAAGGAAGCGUUACAAACCAGUCCUACCUUCCGCCAAUGGUACGAAGGAAGUCUCGGGCGCCUUUUCUCUUUAAAUUUUGUCGCGUAGCCUAUAACAAGGAAGGGAAAAGGUUACAGAUUCAAGAUGGCGUGUUUGUUGGCAAAUCCUUUCGGAGUGGUGGUGGACGCGAAGAUGUCAUAUCAGACGAACAAGCAGCGUUGCAUUUAGAAAUGGAAGAAAGUUUAAGUCCAGGUAUUGUUCUGGUUUGGUUAAUUUAAGACUUUCUGGAUUGUGAUGUAGUUCUCUUAUAAGACUGGAAAGAAAUCGUGAAAUUGAUAAACAUAUGGCGGAUCUAGGGAAGAAUCCCGCACGGGAGGGCCAUGAGAGACUUAAGUCAGUUACAAAAUGAUCUACUCUAUCCGCUAACGGUCUGGGUAACAGAGUACCAGCCAGAGCAGGUGAGAGUACUAAACCUGUGAGUGUGUUGUUUAUGCAGACUACAAGAAUGGAAGAUGGUGAUUUAUAACAUAGCUAGUAAAUUCGUCUAAUCAAAUUCAAUUGCGCGAGCGUGCUUCAUAUUCCUAUUGUGUACGCUGAUGACGUCAGUAAACAAAUCCCUCCCGAAAAAAAAUUUUCCAUCGGGUUGAAAAUGUUAUAAAACAAUUGGUUCAUACGUCAGCGUGCGUUCAUCGAGAUAUGAAGCACGCGGGCAGUUUGGAGAGGACGAAAGAUGCGUAAGAGUUGCUCGAGGUUAAAACCAGAGUGAAUUCUCGAGAGUCUAAAAUCUUAAGUAUCUCUAAGUUAAACGAGCAGAACAUACAUCAAUUUCCUUCAGGUCUUUCUUAUUAUUUAAUUUUCACAAAUUCAGGUGGGAUUUUCCUAACAGAGAAAGAUAAUGAAAAAGUAGAAGAUGUCAGAAAACUUCUGAUCACUGCAGAAAAUGGUACUCAGCUGAAAACACAGAUAUUUACGUAUUUAAAUUGGGUAAGUUCUGAUAACGCCCUACAUUCCAUUACUAACUCUUAAAAUAACGCGCCAUACUAUCUGCGUCAUACUAUCCGAGUGAAUAAAAUUAACUCAGUAAGACACUCAACUCUUCCACUCAACUGACACGGGGUCUCGCAGAUGAUAGUGGCAGCUGUGACACAAAAUUACAGGUUCAGAAUAGCCGAAUCUAUCUGGAUUUUUCCUGCUACGAAAUACCUUAUCACUUCUAUACCAACAAAUUUUAUCUCUAAUGAUGAUUUUUUUAAGUGUGGAUAUUUUAACAACGUUUCUUGACGGUGAAGGUCUCAUUUGAGGAAAAAUUGACGAUUUUCGGAGAGGGAAGGGGAGGGGAGGGAAGUACCUGACGAUAGACUGAAAUGGGAUGAGCUGCCCUCAUAGCAACGUGCUUCCACUGCAGACUCCAACUUUACAAUGUCCUUCAUCAGUUUGAACAGAUUUUGACAAGUGACUCAAAGCUGUUACUAUUCGGCAAACCACUAACCAAGGAUGAUUGUGACUUUCUCCAAAAACUUGGAAUUCGAGCCAGGCCAAAGCAGUUGGUCCUGAGAUUAGCUUCAGUGCAGAAAGACGUGAUCCAUGAAUAUGGCUGCCUGUUGAAAUUUAUUAGCGGUAAGAUAAAAAUGAUAUCAUCAUUUAAAACGAGAAUUUAAUCAGGGGGAAAAACGCUUUUAAGUAUGGUGUAAUCUAACUUAAAUUAAUGAUUUAAUGUAAAAGAAUCAUACGUUUUAAGUUCAUUAUUCAGCAACAGAUGGAGUGUGUUAUCCCAAUUAAUUUGACGCAAAUUCUCUGAUUUGACGCAAAUUCUCAUUAAUAAUAAGCAAAAAGGUUUAUAGUAGCUCGAAAGGAGAAGUGUUAAUCCAAACUUGGCAACUGAGGAUUUCAAUUCUGUAUUGUUAAUUUUCAUUUGGCUACCGAAAACAAACCGGGAUUGCAUUUUUUUUUUACUUCACUGUGAUUGGUUCUGAAAACUCGCACCACGCCCUCAACAAGUCAUGGAUACGUAGCAGCAAAGUUCAGAGAAAACCCCUGUGAUUUAGUUAAAGCUGAAUAGAUAAGGAAAGUUCUGCCUUAUUAUAAUUCUGGACUUCAACAUUUCAAUUAUUAUCUAUAAGAAUUUUUGUAAACGGAGACAAACUUUUCCGUGCACGCUACAGAAAACCGUACUCCAUGCUUGCGAAGUAGCUGGUGUAGUGUUUUAAACUGAACCAAAUAGUUAAGUGUAUAGUUCCACGUUGUAUUUUACUGAGGGUUACUCGGGAGUUACUUACAUAUUUUAAUGAUCCUUCUCACUUUUUGAUCCCCACAGAAGCAUCGAAAGAAAACUGGGAAGAACUUCUUCAAAGCAUGAUGGAUUCAGGGAAAGGCGAGGAAAAGAAUGAAGAUAUGGCUGUAGCAGAACAAUUACUCUAA